Messenger RNA from Lentinula edodes (shiitake mushroom), 1227 nucleotides. RefSeq lists its product as uncharacterized. NCBI's taxonomy places the organism in Eukaryota, Fungi, Basidiomycota, Agaricomycetes, Agaricales, Omphalotaceae. The annotation marks the transcript as partial. The transcript is spliced from 4 exons. The record is from RefSeq and is a predicted model, not a curated record.
CUUCGUGCCCUCGCUGGUGCGGUUGCGAAAAAAAGGGAAUUGUUGUCGAAAUCAGCAGGCGGUUCCCGCAGGAAAGAAGACUUGGGCAAUCAUGAGAAAUGGACACCGUGCGACAGCGCUCAAUUCGGUGCCUUGUUGCGACAGUUUGAACAAGAUAUUUUCGAGUUAAAGGACUUUGCGGGGAAGCAGAAGGCAGACAUACGCGAAAUUGGAAAAAGCAUGAUCAAAGGCAAUUUAUAUGCAGCUGGUACAAGGAGAGAGGAAAUUGCUCGUUUCAAUAAGGCUAAGAGUGACAAUGAAUUUUCGAAGAUGCUUAAGUCCAGGACGCUUGGUCCAGAACAUUUAGAGAAUCAGACGCAACUUCGAAGAAAUAUCCGAGCUAUGCGCACCAAGGUAGAUCAACUCGAGGAUCAACUGCGUGCACAUAAAAAGCGACUCAGUGAGGUCAAUACUGGCCGGCCCACCCUGAAACCCCCGUCGUUGGACACAAUCCAUCGCACAUAUCGCAACAUUGAUAUAGCGUUACAACAACAAACCGAUGAGGUGGCGCAAUUGAGCGCAAGAUUUCUGAAGUUAAAUGUAGCUGCGUCUACAUAUAACUCUCCAGCCACUCGAGAUCCUCGACUUCCCUCGUUCUCUCCUCGUUCCCGACCGUCUAUCCUCACACCUGAUGUUGCGGUAACAACUGCGGCGGCUCUGAACGCUGAACGCUCAGCACAUAAACUUAAAACUAUGUUGCUCAAGGCCAGAAAAGAACCGCUCCUGAAUGUCAAAGCAAAGGAACUUGUGGAAAGCGGGGAAAAGGUUCCGAUAGCUUACACAACACCAAAACUAUCGAGCGGCUUUCCUUCGAUGAAUUCUGGCGUGGGAAUACAAUUCGAUACUCCGAUUAUACAUGGCCCACUUUUUGCUGGAGUUGCUCAACCUUCGUCUCCUGAUAUAGGGAAGUGGGACACGUUGUCUUUCCCAGAGGACAAUUUCCACCCCUCAACCCCGUCAUCUUCUGGCGGGCGAAGAGGCGGUCCACCGCAAAGGAAACAUGGGCCUGCACCUUCGGUCAAAAAAAGUCCUGCUCCGGGCUCUCCUGAAGUCACCGGGCUCCCUAAGGCCUCACCUGCAGCAUCUUUCAGUUGGGGUCCACUUCCGACAUUUAACAGACCAUCGUCGGGAUUGCCUGGAUUUGACAAAGUCAUAUCCAAAUCUCCUUCAUCGGUAACUCAAGGUUGA